This is a messenger RNA of Camelina sativa (false flax), 949 nucleotides long. RefSeq lists its product as uncharacterized. Lineage: Eukaryota; Viridiplantae; Streptophyta; Magnoliopsida; Brassicales; Brassicaceae. The record is from RefSeq and is a predicted model, not a curated record.
GAAAUCUUGCUUGAUGUGGCGGCGCGUGUCGGACACGGGCAGUAAACAUAGCUAUAAACCCCCCCCAAAUCGAGGCUUUGGUUUCUGGAUCCUCGUGAUGAUGACGGUGGAGAAUACCUCGAAUUCGAAAUUAAAGUAAUCAUCGUCACUUCUCCGGAUACCAUAAUCAAUUCGAGAAUCACCCAAGAGUGUAUUCGCUUGACGAAGAAGUUCAAUUCUCAUUGGCCUCCUUUUGCUGCCGAAAAAUGGAGUCUUUAGUCUAUAAAGCCUUUGUCUAUAGAUGUUGAACACAUGUACACUUCUCAUUGAUGGCUUGGGAGCUGCCACCUCUUAGUAGCUAGUGUUCAGUAUCAGCCAAGAGUGCUGUUUGAAACGGGGUCAGAUUUAGUUAAAGGAAUUGACUUUGGUGAAUGGAAUUCUAAAGAGCAAUUGUGUUUGUGAUUCAAACCCCGUAUAGGAGAUACUUACCGAGGCAGAUAAAAAAAAUGAGUUUUGCGUGCCUCGUGUGCCAUAGUGUAGAGAGCCCAUCACACUCAUUUAGAAGCUACUCUGUUUCUAGCUCAGACAACGAAGGUAGAUGCUCUCUGAUUGCCAGCUGCCUCACAAGGAACUCACUCGUUCAAGCUGCUAGAUCAAACACUUUCCCUGCAUCAUCCUCGAAGGUAACCCCACAACCCAAUUUCCAAGCUGGUGAAGGAGCCUCACCACGCUUAGUACGAAGCCGUGCAGUGAGAAGAGACCUUGUCAGAGACUGGAACUUCAACGAAAUCGAGACGGAGCUUUAAACUCAGACCUGACUCUUCUCUUAGGAAUAGUAUAUUAGUUUGUUCAUCAACUAAGCUCUUUUUUUUGUUUUUUUGUAUUGGGUUUGCAAACCAAUAAUAUAAUAUUUCCCUGGCCGUUUAUUCAAUUUUGGUAUUACAAAUCAAACCACACACUUAAGGUGACA